This is a messenger RNA of Salvelinus sp. IW2-2015, 1020 nucleotides long. Lineage: Eukaryota; Metazoa; Chordata; Actinopteri; Salmoniformes; Salmonidae. The record is from RefSeq and is a predicted model, not a curated record.
AUGUCGGGAAUUGACGGGAGCUUCACACUGGGGCCCGUCACCCCGGGUUAUGGGUUCCUGAAGGUGUUACGUCGUCUCAGAAUGGUCUCUAAAACGUUAUACGCGUCAACGUGGUCUCAGCAGCCCUGUGUGACGCCCUCUGUGAGUGGUGGUGGGCACAGAGAGUCCUCAGAGAGGAUGUUCCUAUGGGCAGGAAGCAAAGGAGCUCAGGGAUCAGGAAGUGAGAGAAGGACUAUUUAUCAGAAGGUCCGGGAGUAUGACGUGCUAGACAAGAGGAAGACAGUGACAGCGCUGAAGGCUGGGGAGGACAGAGCUAUUCUCCUGGGACUCAGCAUGAUCCUCUUCUCUGUGAUGAUGUACUUUGUGCUGGGCAUUACCAUGGUGCGCUCCUACUCAGACAGUGUGUGGACGGAGGAAUCCAGCUGCACUGUGCUCAACMCCACCAUCGUGGCGGAGAUGAACUGUACCUACAGCUGCGGCUCUGAGUGCUGGAAYAGCUCCAAGUACCCGUGCCUACAGGUGUUUGUCAGUCUCAACACAUCCGGAAAGGUUGUCCGACUCUCCCACAAUGAGGAGGCACAGGACACCAACCCAGAGUGCUUCUAUGUGCCCAAAUGCCAGAAGGACUUCAAUGCGAUCCACACUGUAGUCAUGAAAAUCUUGGAGCGUCUGAAAACACAGCAGCAGGUGCUGUGUUACAUGGACCCAGGUGAACAGCAGGACAGUGCUCUACUGACACGCAUCUAUGGACGAUUGGCAGUGUUCCACUCACUCUUUUGGCCAACCUGCACCCUCAUUGGUGGAACCAUCAUCAUCGUCAUGGUGAAGCUCACCCAGUACCUGUCCAUCAUGUGUGAACAGGUGGGCAGGAUCAAAAGGUCCCACUCCCUGAUAGAGCGGCAAACAGAUGUGCUGCUACAGCACUACACUACUCCCAGCAAGGAAUGGCUCCUGCCUAAUGCCUCAGAGGACAGAGACUGCACAGCCACAGCCAUAAAACUAGCAUGGAUGGAUGUGUAG